AUGGAGAAGAUGGCGAUGAAGAUGUUGGUGAUAUUUGUCCUUGGAAUGAAUCACUGGACCUGUACAGGUUUCCCGGUGUAUGACUAUGACCCGGCUUCCCUGAAGGAGGCUCUCAGCGCCUCUGUGGCAAAGGUGAAUUCCCAGUCACUGAGCCCCUAUCUGUUUCGGGCGUUCAGAAGCUCAGUUAAAAGAGUCAACGCCCUGGACGAGGACAGCUUGACCAUGGACCUAGAGUUCAGGAUUCAAGAGACGACAUGCAGGAGGGAAUCGGAGGCAGACCCCGCCACCUGUGACUUCCAGAGGGGCUACCACGUGCCCAUAGCGGUUUGCAGAAGCACCGUGCGGAUGUCUGCAGAGCGCGCGCAGGAUGUGUGGGUCCGCUGCCACUGGCCCUCCAGCUCCGGGUCCAGCAGCAGUGAAGAGAUGUUUUUUGGGGAUAUCCUGGGAUCCUCUACAUCAAGAAACAGUUACCUGCUUGGUCUCACUCCUGACAGAUCCAGAGAUGAACCGCUUUAUGAACGAUCACGUGAGAUGAGAAGAAACUUUCCUCUUGGAAAUAGAAGGUACUCAAACCCGUGGUCCAGAGCAAGAGUAAACCCUGGCUUUGAGUGA
Rangifer tarandus platyrhynchus (Svalbard reindeer) is the source of this 612-nucleotide messenger RNA. The record is from the annotation of a GenBank genome assembly. NCBI's taxonomy places the organism in Eukaryota, Metazoa, Chordata, Mammalia, Artiodactyla, Cervidae.